AUGCCGUUGCCCUACCGCAGCGCCCAGGCCGUCAAGAUCCAAGGGGGUACGGUGCCGGUCAAGCCGGAUAAGCAGGCUCUGCUGGACGGCGUAAAGGCAGCGUAUACGCAGGCCAAGCAGAACGCGGAUGCCGCCGCGGCGGCGGCCGAGGAUGUUGCCAACGCGAUGAAGCAGUUGGAGGAUGACGAGGAGCUCGCGCUAUUAAGAACCGACAACAAAGCCGCGAUCAAAGCCUUGACGGCCGAGGAAGCAAAGAACGCACUGAACAUGCUGCACCCGGACACUCUGGACACCGCGGCGGCGCCGAUGGGUAACCUCAAGGUCAUGCCGACGGACAUCCUGCCGUUGGCGUUGUGCGACCAGGACUGGGUGAACGAGAUGAAGAACGUAACCAUGGCGGACGGCCGGCCGUAUCUCACCAUCUACCAGCACGAUCAGCUGGUGCCCUUCUGCAUGUGGUGGACCAUCUCGCGCUUCCCCGAGUUCCAGGGCCAGCUUGCGGCGAGCGAGAUGCCGUGGAAGGCCGUCCCGGACGAUGACGGCCACGUCCUCGGCCGGCCCUUCGCUCCCCAGCCCAUGCUCGCCUCGCCGUUCCAGAACUUCCCCCUCGUGAUGCCUUGGAUGGGCUGUCGCUGCGCGUGGCCCGUCUCUCAACUUGGGCUCCUCAUGCAGCGCUUCUACCAGUACGCGCCCAACUCGCGCUCCUGGGACUACAUUGCCAAGCAGCGCUCGCCCCUCACCAUCCGCGUCACUGAGGCGAGAGGGGUGGUGAUUGACUUCAUCUUCAUGCCCCUAUUCAUUGGACUUCUCGCGUUCGGUUCCGACUCCAGCAAGAACCUCAACUACUUCGAGACGAAGACGAUGUACCGCAUCCUGCUGCGCUCUCUAUCGACAAAGGAGGCGGGGCAGACCUUUGCCUACUGCACCCUCGUCACGUGGUCUGUGCUCACCGAAAUCGGGUCUGUGAUCUUCCCGGCGUACAUCACCUUUAUGGCGCCGGUGAUCUUCCACGUCGUCUACUCGGGCGAGGUACUCACCGACAUGGCCAGCUUCAUCCUCCUCUUUAAUACCAUCUUCGACUUCGAGCAAAAGGCGUGCAUCUUCGAGGUCAACCUGUGGUUCUUCGAACGGCCCGUCACUCGGCUCAUAGACUGCAACGCCGAGUUUGCGAGCUUGGCCCUCUCCCGUACCGCAGCCGCGUGGGACGACGACUGCCGCUGGGAGCCGACGGCGAGCAGCUUCAAGUCGCAGGCCUUCAUGUGGCGCGUGUGGCGCGUCACCGGCGCGCGCCCCCCUCGGGCCGGCGUCGGCUCUCUCCGCUCGACGCCGCAACGUGGGAGAGGGACGACACUCUGGCUGAUGAGGAGGUGA
Emiliania huxleyi CCMP1516 is the source of this 1371-nucleotide messenger RNA. RefSeq lists its product as hypothetical. NCBI's taxonomy places the organism in Eukaryota, Haptophyta, Isochrysidales, Noelaerhabdaceae. The transcript is spliced from 10 exons. The coding region runs from base 1 to 1371 and encodes 456 amino acids. The record is from RefSeq and is a predicted model, not a curated record.